Messenger RNA from Sphaerodactylus townsendi, 2220 nucleotides. It is a transcript of the gene PLAU, whose product is annotated as plasminogen activator, urokinase. The record is from RefSeq and is a predicted model, not a curated record. Bases 173 to 1483 code for a protein of 436 amino acids. Gene Ontology annotation, biological process: plasminogen activation; regulation of cell adhesion mediated by integrin. The transcript has 11 exons. NCBI's taxonomy places the organism in Eukaryota, Metazoa, Chordata, Lepidosauria, Squamata, Sphaerodactylidae. Gene Ontology annotation, molecular function: serine-type endopeptidase activity.
CGAAGGCGGCAGCAGCAGCAGCAGCCCGGACCAGCGGCGCCCCCGCGCUCGAGCAGCGGAUCGGCCGGGGACAGCCCGCCUCGUCUGGCAGACUCGAGCCGAGAUCAUCAGAAGAGGAAGUGGAGAAAGCAGCGGCCAGAACUGUGAAAAUAGGAACCUCUUUCCCAACAUCAUGAAGCUGGUCUUCGUCACCUCUGUAUUGCUGAGUGUUGUCCUCACAGACUUUGCCUCCGCCUGGGUUCAGGAGACGCCUUAUAAAGGAGUGAGCAAAACUAAAUACCAGCGCCAAGACUGCAACUGUUUGCAUGGAGGAAGAUGCGUCUCCUAUCACCUCUUUUCUCGAGUCAAACGCUGCUUGUGUCCCCAGAAAUACACUGGAGAUCACUGUGAAAUAGAUGCUGAAAGUCAGUGUUAUCUGGGCGACGGGGAGGACUACCGAGGGACCAAGUCGGUGAACGAGGAGAAUGAGCGAUGCCUCAUGUGGGAUUCUCCCCUGCUGAAGAGAUGGCCUUACAAUGAAGCCAGAGAAGAUGCCGUGGCGCUUGGCUUAGGCAAGCACAACUAUUGCAGAAAUCCAGAUGGCCGGUCCAAGCCGUGGUGUUAUGUUAGGAGGGGCUACCGAACCUUUUCAACCCCCUGCGACAUAUCGGAGUGUCACAAGCAAGUCACGUGUGGCCGGAGGAACUUUAUCAAGUACUUUAAGAUUGUGGGCGGGAGCAAGGCAGAGAUCGAGUCUCAGCCCUGGAUAGCAACCAUCUUCCAGUACAUGAAGAGAGGCGCCGUAAACAUGUUUCUGUGCGGGGCGACCCUCAUCGAUCCUUGCUGGGUCGCUACAGCAGCUCACUGUUUCAAGGGAAAGAAUCUUGACCCAUCCCAGUUCACGGUUGUUCUGGGGAAGACCUCGCUGACUUCCGAUGAAGCGAAUGAGCAACGAUUUACUGUCGAAAGGAUUGUCCUCCAUGAGGAAUUUUCAGAUGAAUCCCGGAAUUUCAACCAUGAUAUUGCCCUCAUGAAGAUCAGAUCGUCUUCAGGACAGUGUGCGGAAGUGUCAAACUCCGUGGCAACCGUUUGUUUGCCACCUGAAAACUUAGUACUGAACGACAAUUUCCGGUGCGAAGUUUCUGGCUAUGGGAAAGCAAACAGCAGUGAUAUUUUAUAUGCAAGGAUUCUGAAAUCGACCAAUGUAAAUCUAAUAUCCCAGUCCUUGUGCCGAGACGAAUACUAUCAUGAUCGCGAUCUCAAUGACAACAUGUUCUGUGCUGGAGAUCCACGCUGGAAGACUGAUGCCUGCCAAGGUGAUUCCGGUGGACCUCUGGUGUGUGAGCACAACGGCAGGAUGGUGCUGUACGGCAUUGUCAGCUGGGGAGACGGCUGUGCUAAGGAAAGGAAGCCUGGAGUCUACACCCGAGUCAACAAAUACCUCCCUUGGAUUGAGUCCCAUGUGAACAGCGUGCACUUCAAAAGCUACUACCCUCCGAAGUGAAGGCAGCACUUCCUUUCCAACGUGAACCUAAAGCCCGGAUCCGAGGUGUUCAUUAGAAUGCCAAACUUGUGGGAACUGAGCCAAACCACAAUGCCGUGCAUUGGAGCUCCAAAGUCUUGCCUUGGAGUUGAUCUGACCUCUUCAGAGGAUUCCUUUUAUGGCUUUUCAUAGGAUCGUUUGUUGGCGUUCAUCUCAGCUUGUCUGGAAUACAGAUCUGUCCCCAUCGCCGUGGAUGAUACAAAAAGUAUCCGAUGGGGGGAAAAAACACUAUAUAAUAUUUAACAUUUAAAUACAAAGUGUUUGCCUGCCAAUGUACCUUAUAAGUCAUAUUAUUUACAGGAAUGGGUAUGACAGUAUGGCAACAGUUUUUGUAAAGGUUUAAAAUCAGCUAUUCGCUUACUAAUGGAGAAAUGUGAUGCUCGCUGAAGUCCCUUUGAAACUGAACGGAGUGAGAUUUAAGUGCUGAAUUGUUUUGAACGGUUGGUUUUUAUGCGUCUUAAGUGCACUUAGCUUUGACUGGCUGAAACUCUUCAGCUUUUACCCCCAUUUUAAUGUUUUUGUCUGAAAUUUUUUUAAGGGAAGGCCAUCAGCAAUUUUGCUGUACGAACAGAGAAACAAGUUUAAAAUUGGUGGGGGGGGGGGGAGAGAGAUUAUCAGUCUUGAUCCUCUUUGAUCUGAGAUUGCAAAUGCCUUAAUAGUCCAGGUGCUCGGGAGCAACAGCCACAGAAGGCCAUUGC